Messenger RNA from Diaporthe citri, 300 nucleotides. RefSeq lists its product as uncharacterized. The transcript has 2 exons. The record is from RefSeq and is a predicted model, not a curated record. Bases 1 to 300 code for a protein of 99 amino acids. NCBI's taxonomy places the organism in Eukaryota, Fungi, Ascomycota, Sordariomycetes, Diaporthales, Diaporthaceae.
AUGGCAUCGGAGGACCGUACCGGAAUGAGCUGGUGUGACAACUGUGGCAAGUGGAAGGCCGACAAAGCCUUCGUCCGGGCCCGUUUCAAGCGCGGCACCAAGCUGUGGGAACGCUACGGCUUCGUCUGGAAGAAGUACAAGACCUGCAACAGGUGCUCCAGAGUGUACUACCGGAAGCCCGAGAUGCCUGUGGCGGAGUUCGUGGGGGCGUAUGGUGCUGAGGAGCACAACGACUCCGAGCCCGACCUCGAUGACGACGACGACAACGAGGAGGUUGAGACGGAGGAAGAGGGCAGCUAG